This is a messenger RNA of Engraulis encrasicolus (European anchovy), 2960 nucleotides long. RefSeq names its product N-acetylated-alpha-linked acidic dipeptidase 2-like. Gene Ontology annotation, molecular function: carboxypeptidase activity. The transcript has 19 exons. NCBI's taxonomy places the organism in Eukaryota, Metazoa, Chordata, Actinopteri, Clupeiformes, Engraulidae. Bases 16 to 2217 code for a protein of 733 amino acids. The record is from RefSeq and is a predicted model, not a curated record.
CCCAGCUCUGCAGACAUGGGUCGUGAGAGGAGUUUCGGCGGGUUGGUCUGCCGCAUCGGAGCUUUGGCCGGGACUUUCUUUCUUGGAUUCAUCAUCGGCUGGUUUGGGCGUCCUGUGUCGAGGCCUGCAACAGUUCAUCAUCAGGACAAGUUGGAAUCCUUUCUACAGGACAUACACACUCACAACAUCCGACACUACCUCAGGGAGUUCACACGUCUCCCUCAUCUGGCGGGAACGGAGCAGAAUCUUCGUUUGGCCGAGCGAAUCAAAGACGAGUGGGUGGAGUUUGGCCUGGAGGGGGUGGAGCUUGUGCCGUAUGACGUCCUGCUGUCCUACCCCAAUCAGACGAGACCUAAUUACAUAUCUAUACUACAGGACGGACAUGAGGUCUUCAACACGUCCUUGUCUGAGCCAGUUCCUGAGGGUUAUGAGAACGUCUCUGAUAUCGUCCCACCGUACAACGCCUUUUCUCCCCAAGGACAACCAGAGGGUGAUAUGGUGUAUGUGAACUAUGGCCGUACUGAAGAUUUCAUGCAGCUGGAUGGUCUGGGCAUCAACUGCAGUGGCAGGAUAGCCAUCGCACGCUACGGCAAGAUCUUCAGGGGAAACAAGGUUAAGAAUGCCAUGCUAUGGGGAGCCAUAGGCAUCAUAUUGUAUUCUGACCCGGCUGACUACUGUGCUGAGGGAGUUGACGUUUACCCGCAAGGCUGGAACCUGCCAGGAGGGGGCGCCCAGAGAGGAAAUGUACUCAACCUCAACGGAGCAGGAGACCCACUCACACCUGGAUACCCUGCUAAAGAAUACACUUACAGGUUUGAUCCCGAGGAGGGCGUGGGGCUUCCCAAGAUUCCGGUGCAUCCCAUUGGCUACAAUGAUGCUUACCACCUUCUGAAGAACAUGGGUGGGGAAUCGCCACCGAGUGGGUGGAGUGGAGCACUCAACGUCUCGUACCGCAUCGGGCCCGGAUUCACACCGGACUCAGGCCAGAGGACGGUGCGUAUGAAUGUGUUCAGCACCAACAGUGUGACGCGGAUCUACAACGUCAUCGGAAGAAUACAAGGAGCAGAAGAGCCAGAUCGCUAUGUCAUAUUAGGGGGUCAUCGUGAUGCCUGGGUGUUUGGUGGUAUUGAUCCCAUCAGUGGAGCAGCUACAGUUCACGAGACGGCACGCAGCGCAGGAGCCCUCUUGAAGACAGGUUGGAGGCCCAGGAGGACGAUGGUGUUUGCCAGUUGGGACGCUGAAGAGUUCGGACUGUUGGGAUCCACAGAGUGGGCAGAGGAAAAUGCCAAAGUUCUACAGGAGAGAGCCGUGGCAUACAUCAACGCUGACUCUGCUAUAGAGGGUAUGUACACGUUGAGGGUUGACUGCACCCCCUCUCUCCACACCCUGGUCUAUGACAUCACCAAGAAGAUCUCCAGUCCAGAGCAGGGAGAGGAGGGCACGUCUCUGUAUGACAGCUGGCACAAACGAGACAACUGGACCAACGACAGAGAUGCUCCCAGGAUCAGUAAGCUGGGGUCAGGAAGUGACUUCGAGGCGUACUUCAUCCGACUGGGCAUCGCAGCAGGACGAGCCAGAUACACCAAGAACAAGAAGACAGAGCGUUACAGCAACUACCCGCUGUACCACAGUGUUUACGAGACGUUUGAGCUGGUGGGUGGGGCCUAUGACCCCUCCUUCCGCAGGCUACAGGCUGUCGCUCGCGUCAGAGCGGGGCUUAUCUUCCGAUUGGCCAAUGACAGACUCCUCCCCCUGGACUGUGAGGAGUACGCAGCCGCCCUGAAGAAAUACGCCACCAGCAUACGAGACCUGGCACACACACACGCCGAUAUGGCACAGUACAAUGUCAGCUUUGAUCCCCUCUUCUCUGCCGUUGAGAACUUCACUACAGCAGCACGAGAAUUCCACCAGCGCCUCAGAAACCUGGACACCAGCAACAAGCUAGCUGUGCGUAUGGCUAACGACCAGCUGAUGUAUCUGGAGAGAGCGUUUGUGGAUCCACUGGGCUUACCAGGCCGACCCUUCUAUAGGCAUGUGAUCUUCGCCCCCAGUAGUCAUAAUAAGUACGCUGGUGAGUCGUUUCCUGGUGUGUACGAUGCCCUCUACAGUCUGAAGAGGGAAGUGCACCCUGCGGAGGCCUGGAGGGAAGUGAAGAGACAACUCAGCAUCGCAACCUUCACUGUACAGGCAGCUGCUAUGACUCUCACACCACCAUGACACACACACACACACACACACACCACCACCAUCACACACACACACACACACACCACCACCACCACCACCACCAUAACACGCACGCACGCACGCACGCACGCACACACACACACACACACACACACACACACACCAGAUCAGCAAAUUCUCUAAUUCGUAAAUUUUCCAAUUCAUUUUGAACUUUCUGCUGUAGCGCGUGCGCUAUUAGAUGAAACUCUGAUCUGCCUGACAACAGAACAAUCUAUGUUCUGGUUGGCUUAACCCAUUGAGGCCUAAGGCAGUGGUUCUUAACCUGGGGUGCGGGCACCCCCUGGGGGUGCGCCAGAGAUUUCAGGGGGUGCGCAGAAUUUUAUUUGAGUUGAGGUUGUGACCAAAAUUCUGUAAUUAGGCCAAAUUAAGACCAACUUAAGACAUAUUUUAGGUAUUGGUUAAUGCAAGAAUCAUUGUAAUCAAUCACUUUUAAUAAUUUUUAGUGUGAAUAUACGUGUAGAAGUUUGGGUUGGGGGUGCAUGGCUUGUCUUCGGCACAGAGAAGGGGGUGCGUUAAGAAAAAAGGUUAAGAACCACUGGCCUAAGGCACCUGCAAUAAAGGGUGCUGAAUGCCUGAGCCCUUUUUAAAGGUACACUCUGCAGGAAAUGGUCAAAAAAGGUAGUGCAACUAUGCUGCUCAUUGAAACUGGGCUGCCUAUUGCCAAAUUUGAUCGUUACAUGAAUGUUUACUAAGUAAUAAACACAUAUUUUCAA